AUGUUCUUCUCGAAGUCUACUUUCGUUCUCUCAUUCCUGGCACUGGGCAACAUUGUCGCUGCUGCGCAGACACCUGCCUGCCUUCUUUCGGUUGUAGGGGCUCAGAAGAAUCCCGCCGACCUCAAGGCUGUCUGUGUUACCAAUGGCGAUGAUGUGCAGAAAAAGAUCGCGGGCACUUGUGGUGAUAGCGAGCAAGCGGCCCUGACGUGGUUCGCUGAUACCUGCGACGCUGCAGGCUACAAAGUUGAUAUCAAAUCCUCUACGACUACCUCUGAGUCCGCUACCGGAACUCCCACUAAGGGCUCGGCAUCUAACACCGGUUUCGUCACUGCUACUGCGACUGGCUCUUCUAGCUCUGGGGAGAGCAAGUCCGGAACUUCUAGCUCCAGCGCUGCGUCAACUUCCCAGACCGUCUCAGCUGGCUCGUCUGAUCGACAGGUCUCCGCAGCAGCCUUUGCGGCUGUCGUCUUCUUCGGUUUUGCUGCGACCCUUUGUACUGCGACAUUUGGGAAUCGUCUUUUUAUUGCUUCAUUUUUGUUCUGUCCAUUCUCGUUCGAGUCAUGGAUUGACUCUGGACUGCCUCAUAGAAGAGCACACAUAUCUGUACAAACAGAGAUUAUUUCUUAUCCUCCGUAA
Messenger RNA from Aspergillus fischeri NRRL 181, 636 nucleotides. RefSeq names its product putative GPI anchored cell wall protein. The coding region runs from base 1 to 636 and encodes 211 amino acids. The record is from RefSeq and is a predicted model, not a curated record. The transcript is spliced from 4 exons. Lineage: Eukaryota; Fungi; Ascomycota; Eurotiomycetes; Eurotiales; Aspergillaceae.